CGUGGAGAUCGUGGGUUCGCCCAUUAAAGUCGAUUCAUUAAUUAAACCCGUUAACGAUGCUUUGAACGGUUUUGCUUCUAAGGAGGUUGUUACAUUUCUAAAUGAUACAAGGGAAAGGCUUUCUCCUCAAUUUCAAUAUGGCGACAUGAAGUAUACAUAACCGUUCAUGCGGGCCAUAAAAAUAACAUUUUCAAAAUCGUCGUCCGCGAAAUUUCUGUAAUGUUUCGUUAUACAGCGAGCUCGUCCCUUCGUAAAUCCACGAAACCUUUCAGAAGGUGAGAGGAGGCCUGGGCUUUAAGUUUUUUUUUAGCUCAACUGAUUUGAGGUCAUGGAACCCUAACGUUUAGAUACUCCUUCGCUAAAAAAUGACCGACAGCCAAACGCAAACGGUCGAGUACCAGUGGGCAUACUCGAUAAUGGACUCGAGUCGGGUCUCGACCUUCCUGAUCUCGAUGCUGCUGAUCGUAUACGGGUCGUUUCGGAGCCUUAACAUGGAGCAAGAGGCGCGCGAUCGGGCCAGCGGCAGUACGAACUGUCUGCUGCACCCGGGAGCGCAAGGUCAGCCCGACAAUAACGUGCAGACGUUGGACACGAUGCAGGCGCUCUGUCUACCGUUGGGCGCGAGCAUUUCGUUGCUGGUGAUGUUCUUCUUCUUCGACUCGAUGCAGAUGCUCUUCGCGAUCUGCACGGCGAUCAUCGCGACCGUCGCCCUCGCGUUUCUCCUCCUGCCGAUGUGUCAGUACAUCACGAGACCGUGCUCCGACGGAAAUAAGAUCUCGUUCGGGAUGUGCGGUAGGUUUACGGGCGCGGAAAUUCUCUCGUUCUCCCUGUCGGUGUUUAUUGUUUGCAUUUGGGUGCUGACGGGUCACUGGCUGCUGAUGGACGCGAUGGGUAUGGGACUGUGCGUCGCGUUUAUAGCGUUCGUGCGGCUUCCCAGCCUGAAGGUGUCGACUCUGCUGCUGACCGGGCUGCUGAUCUACGACGUAUUUUGGGUGUUCUUCUCCUCUUAUAUUUUUAGUACGAACGUCAUGGUGAAGGUGGCGACACGGCCCGCCGACAACCCGGUGGGUAUGGUUGCGAGAAAGCUUCACCUGGGGGGUGUCGUGAAAGAGGCACCCAAGCUGAGUUUGCCCGGCAAAUUGGUAUUCCCCAGCAUCCACAAUACGGGACACUUCAGUAUGCUAGGUCUAGGUGACAUCGUGAUGCCCGGUCUACUGCUGUGCUUCGUCUUACGCUACGACGCGUAUAAAAAGGCGCAGGGAUUCGCGGGCUCGCGUCUGACCUAUUUUCACUGUUCGUUGCUGGGGUAUUUUUUGGGGCUGCUUACCGCUACGAUUAGUUCCGAAGUAUUUAAGGCGGCUCAACCUGCACUACUCUAUCUUGUACCUUUUACGCUGUUACCGCUCCUCGUCAUGGCUUAUCUGAAGGGCGAUUUAAGAAGAAUGUGGUCGGAACCGUUCAAGUCAUUAGCUACAUCCAAACAUUUAGAAGUGUGAUAUAGUUUGUAAGCGUAUUUCGUGUGUCAAAUGUGCACGUAAGGACAAAGUGCCCUUUGUUGACGAUUUAUUCUUACACGGCAGAAUUAAUUGUUGAUUGUACGAAAUUAUUUAUGUAAGAGUUACAUGACACGUACUUUAAGACUGUCUCGUAAUAAGUUGAACUAUCCAGUAUUUCUCGUAAGCUCUAUUUUUUCAAAAUCGGUUUGUAUUAAUUUGUAUACUUUUGUAUAUUUACCUCUUCGUAUAUGCGUUAGAACAAAGAGAUUUAGUUUAAAAUGGCACCGUAUGUGAUCUUUCUUAACGGUAAUUUUUUGUACAUUUUUUACAUGUUUUUAGUUUACAGUUUGUAGAAUUUGUAUUGUGAGCGAGUACCCGGUUAUCUAAAUAAAUGUAAAUAUUAAAUAAUAAAUUAGGGAAUGUC
This is a messenger RNA of Photinus pyralis (common eastern firefly), 1920 nucleotides long. RefSeq names its product signal peptide peptidase-like 3 (gene SppL). Bases 366 to 1496 code for a protein of 376 amino acids. The record is from RefSeq and is a predicted model, not a curated record. Gene Ontology annotation, molecular function: aspartic endopeptidase activity, intramembrane cleaving. The transcript is spliced from 5 exons. Lineage: Eukaryota; Metazoa; Arthropoda; Insecta; Coleoptera; Lampyridae. Gene Ontology annotation, biological process: membrane protein proteolysis. Gene Ontology annotation, cellular component: Golgi-associated vesicle membrane; lumenal side of endoplasmic reticulum membrane; cytoplasmic side of endoplasmic reticulum membrane.